AUGCAAUCCACUUCCGAGGCUGAAAAGCGCGCCCCGGCGCCUCGCGAGGAGAAGGAGCGGCCAAAGCUGCCCAAGCAAGUGACCCGUCUGACUCUGUCCAACAAGCUGCGUCGCUCGAUUGCAAAGGAGGCGCGCACUGAUGGGAAUACCAACAAGCUCUGGGAAGCGGCCAGCUCGCUGUCCAGCAUCCACGGGCAGUACGCGCGGUCCGGGAAGCCAGCGACCGAGCUUGAGAUUGACCUGCACGACCUCUGGUUCACCUACUACCAUGCCGCCAAGAACACGCUCGCCGACAAUCCGAUUCUGGACCGGCUCGUCGUCCAGAUUCUCCAAGCUCGAGAGAUCGGCCCCCUGCAGCGGACGUCUUCAGCCGAUACCGGCUCCGUCGCAACCACGGCGUCUACUUCUGACGGCAUCAUCUGGACCGACCUGCCGUUCCUGGUCCCCGACAUGACCUAUUUCUGGCUCGAGGACUGGGCCAAGAUGAGUGCCAGCAGCCGGCUCGGCUUUUCCACAUUCUUGGCCAAACUGGCGUCGGUGGGAAUCUGUCGCGACCGGUUCUGCAGCAUCGCUCUCAUGCUGCUCCGAGACACUCUGGAGACGGCGCGCCCACUCGGCGUCUGUGUGGGCGACGACGACAAGGAUAAAGAGCGCUCCGCCGAGAAGCCUGCCCGCCGACAGCAAGACGUGACCGUUACCGAGCUUCUGCCCGCAGUGAAUGCGUGGAUGUUUUUCGCAGGGCGCAAGAUAGUCCAGCUCGCCGACACUCGAUGGAGCGGCGACGAUGGGGGCCUGGGGCCACUUCUGCGCGCCGAUCCGUCGAGCAGCGCCAUGUCGGCGGGCGGGUUCAGCCCAGAAAGGUGGAUACAUUGGCUCAAGAGGAUGGAGCAGAUUGCGGAGGAAGCCGAGAGUGCAGGGGAUGCUCACCUCGGCGGGCUGACGCGGAGGUACAUGGAUAACAUGCUCGCUGUCGCUGAUGAGAUGGAUUCGGCGGUCAAAAGGCUGUUGAAGGACUCCCCUGGCGUGAUUCGACAUCAGCCGAUGACACUGGAGCUUGGGCCAAAGUAG
This is a messenger RNA of Akanthomyces muscarius, 1068 nucleotides long. RefSeq lists its product as uncharacterized. Lineage: Eukaryota; Fungi; Ascomycota; Sordariomycetes; Hypocreales; Cordycipitaceae. The record is from RefSeq and is a predicted model, not a curated record. The transcript has a single exon. The coding region runs from base 1 to 1068 and encodes 355 amino acids.